Messenger RNA from Coccinella septempunctata (seven-spotted ladybird), 1448 nucleotides. RefSeq names its product putative nuclease HARBI1. Bases 312 to 1361 code for a protein of 349 amino acids. The transcript has 2 exons. Lineage: Eukaryota; Metazoa; Arthropoda; Insecta; Coleoptera; Coccinellidae. The record is from RefSeq and is a predicted model, not a curated record.
GGGUUUCAUAAAGCUCUGAUUGCCAAAUCAAGCGCUUAAUCGUCAAUCAAAUACGAAAUUCUAUGCUACUUUUUCCGAUUUGAUUCUCAAUCACCGAUCUAACCGUCUAAUCAAGAAAUCGUCCAUCAACGCUACGAAAUCGUCGGUCAACACCUCGUGAUUGUCAAUCAGGCAAAAAAUGGGUUUCAUAAAACAUUUUGAUGCUUGAUCAACCGGAAAGCGCGUCAUUAAUCGACAAUCAAGUUGAACGAUAGAAUUUGAGCGAUUAACAUAUCAGUUAUUCUAGAAAUAUUAUUACCUUCAUAAAGAAAAUGUUGUCUGAUACUUCAUCUUCAUCAGAAGAAAACAACGAAGAAUAUUAUCUUAGAAGACCCCGUUCAUUUAAAAACCUAAAUGAUCCCUUCGAAAUGUAUAAUGAUGCAGAAUUCAAACACCGCUUCAGGUUCCAUAAAAAUUCAGUAAUGGAACUUCUUCAUAAAAUUGGAGAAAAAAUUGAGGCCCCCACUAAGAGAAACAGGGCGUUAAAUGCAAAAAUGCAAAUAAUAGUCGCAUUAAGGUUUUAUGCAACUGGAGGUUUCCAGAUGACAAUUGGGGACCAUGUAAAUAUCACGAAACCGACAGUAUGUAGAAUAGUGAAGAGAGUUUCAACAGAAAUAGCGAAACUGAAACCAAAUUACAUUUCGAUGCCAAAAACCAGGCAAAAAAGGUUGGAAGUUGCUUCAGGCUUCCACGAUAUUGCUGGGUUACCACGUGUUGUGGGAGCUAUCGACUGCACACACAUAAGAAUAAUUUCCCCUGGAGGAUCCAACGCAGAGACAUUCAGAAACCGAAAGGGUUAUUUUUCAAUAAAUGUGCAAGCAGUGUGUGAUGCUGGCCUGAAAAUUAUAAACAUUAUAGCUCGUUGGCCAGGUUCGGUCCAUGAUUCCACAAUAUUCAAUGAUUCACCACUCAUAGUGGAGAUGGAACAAGGCUUGUAUGGCAAUUGCUAUCUGUUGGGUGAUAGUGGUUAUGCAUGCAAGCCUUUUCUACUUACGCCAGUAUUAAAUCCAGGAACUGAAGCAGAAAGAAGGUAUAAUCAAGCACACAUCAAAACACGCAACUGCAUUGAAAGAUGCUUUGGUGUGUUGAAAAGACGCUUCCCUUGCUUAUAUUACGGAUUAAGGAACAAGUUAAGUACAUCCUUAACAAUAAUUAUUGCAUGCUGUGUCCUUCAUAAUUUGGCCCUGUCAGUUAAUGACACUGUAGAUACACUGGAAGAAUUGCCUGAAAAUUUUGAAGAAAGUGAUAUUGUUCAUCAUGAUCAAGGACAACAAAACACAGCCAUACGAAAUGCAUUAAUAGCAGACCUUUUUGAGAGAUGAACGAGACCAAUACUUCAAUUCCAGAAUAUUUAUUUUUGAUAUAAUUAGGCUUAUCACAUAUUUGGAUCAUAUCAGGGAAUAUCAAAC